Molecule: messenger RNA, 2664 nt
Organism: Durusdinium trenchii
Lineage: Eukaryota; Dinophyceae; Suessiales; Symbiodiniaceae
Source: the annotation of a GenBank genome assembly
AUGAAGAGUUGAAUGCUGUCAGAGACACAGGCUGAGAUGGUCGGGAAUUGUUCCCCGCUCGAGGCUUGUGUGGUUGUGCCGCUCGAAACAACAACACGCACAGGCUCAAGCAUUUAGGACUCUUUAGGGCAUGGAUGACACGCUGUGAAAUCACGAAGCUUUAGAUGAGUGGAGGGCAUAGGGAAGACAUUAGCCAAUGUUCUUGACCCCACCCAUAUUUUGGGGUCCUGGUUUUCCAGUUGAGUCACUGACCAGCCUGCGGCAAGAUGGUGUGCCAGAUGGUGCCCGACCCUAGAGGUUGGUUGGAAGUCCACUUCUUUGGCCUUGGUGGUGGUGACUUUUGCUUGAGCGUGCCUGAUGACAUUUUGGGCGGCGACUUGUUGCAAGCUGUGCGUGAUCAUCUCCCAAGAAAGCCGGGGGCAAUCCUGUCCUUGUUCUUCAAUGAUGCCAAGCUUUCGAUGUCCAAGACACUGAAGGAGCAAUGCAUGCAAGAGUCCCCGUCUGUGCACUAUGUGUAUUUGCAUCGGAAUGCGUUGGAUGCAUGGAAGCAGCUCAAUGGACUGCAAGUGGAAUCUGAGCAUGCCCUUGAUGGCAUGAUCCAAUUGGGCCUAGAAGGAGGGGUGAUCCAAAACCUGGAGCAGAUGAACUUUCCCAGCAGCCUUGAGGUUCUCACAUUUGGAGAGAACUUUGACCAGAGCCUCGAACGUGCACGGUUUCCAAGCGAUUUGCUGAGCCUAACCUUCCAACCUUUUUUCAACAGAAGCUUGGAAUGUGUGAAUUUCCCAAGUGGUCUGAAAAGCCUGACCUUUGGAUGGCUUUUCAACCAAAGCCUGGAGGGUGUUAGCCUUCCAAGCAGCCUGCAAUCCUUGACCUUUGGCGGAUUCUUCAACCAGAGUUUGGACAAUGUAAACCUGCCGAGUGGUUUACUGCAUCUUGCAUUUGGAGAGACCUUUGACAGGAGUUUGGACUCGACCAAACUCCCGAAAGGCCUUCGUAGCCUCACCUUCGGCAGGAGCUUUAAUCAGAGCUUGGAUCGCGCGGAUCUUCCAUGUGGUUUGCAGGACUUAUCUUUUGGGUUUCACUUCGACCAGGGCUUGGAGCAUGCAAAGUUUCCUCAAGGCUUGUUGAGCCUGACUUUUGGGAGUCGCUUCAAUCAAAGCUUGGAGCGAGUGAGACUUCCAGAGGGCUUGGAGACUUUGACAUUCGGUUGGCGGUUCAAUCAGAGCUUGGAGCUUGUGAACCUGCCUUGCAACCUACGGACCUUGACCUUUGGAGAGAAUUUCAAUGAAAGUCUGGAGAAGGUGCAAUUUCCAAUGAAUCUGCAAUCCCUCGUUUUUGGCGAGAGCUUUAAUCAAGAGAUGGAGAAUGUCAAGCUCCCGGAGUUGACCAGCUUGAAGUUUGGACGUGAUUUCAAUCAGAGCCUGGAAGGCAUAAAUCUUCCAAACAGCAUCCAGGCCCUGAUUUUUGGAAAAGACUUCAACCGAAGCUUGGAACAUGUGAAUCUUCCAAGCGCUCUCCAAACAUUAGUUUUUGGAAGAAGCUUUGACCAGAGUUUCGAGAAGGUCAAUUUGCCCACUGGCUUGCAGAACUUGGCCUUUGGUCUUGACUUCAAUCAGAAUCUAGAGAAAGUGAUGUUCCCAAGCACCUUGCACAGCCUGGCGUUUGGAAGUCGCUUCAAUCAUAGUUUAGAAAGUGUCAAGCUUCCCUGCAGCUUAAAAUGUUUGGCGUUCGAAAGCUUCAGCUUCUUCAAUCGUGCCUUGGAGCGGGCAACACUUCCCGAUGGCAUUGAAUCGCUGACGUUUGGAGGGUAUUUCAACCAGAGUUUGGGGCGAGUGAGCCUGCCAAGCAGCCCAAAGAGCUCUCCCACAAGCACUGGAAAUGAUCGUGUGGAUUUGCCAAGCGGCUUGCGAUCCUUGACCUUUGGUGAGUUCUUCGACCAGAGUUUGGAUAAUGUAAAUCUACCCAGCAGCCUUCAGGCGUUGACUUUUGGAAGUGCCUUCAACCAAAGCUUGGAGAAUGUGAACUUACCAAGGGCUCUCCAGAGCAUGGUCUUUGGAAACAGCUUCAAUCAAAGCCUGAACCAUGUAAAUCUUCCAGAUGGCCUGGAACACUUGGCCUUCGGCAGUGACUUCAAUCACAGCUUGGAGAACGUGCUCCCAUCCUCUUUGGUAAGCCUUUCUUUGGGAAGCCGCUUUAACCAGAGCUUCGAGAACAUCCACUUGCCCAACCUGCUGUGGUUGGACUGUGGUGGUGUACUGGUGAGCUUUAUGUAGUCUUCAGAUGGAGGCUUUAUUCAUAUUCAUACUUGCUUUUUCCCUGGCUUGCUCAGUGUCAGGCUCAAGGCUUCUGGCAGAUUGGCCAGCCAGUCCUUGCAGGAAGGAAGCUCUGUCCCCUUGUAAAAGGAUGCAUAUCUAUCACUUGCUUUUAUAUAGUGAAUAUGGUGCUCUUUAUGCCUGCCUGCAGCCUGGAAUGCCAAGCAGAAGGACGGCGGGUCAAUCGAUCCGCCAGAUUGUGUCCUUCCUUCGCUUUUGUGGCAUUUUUGCCCUGACCUCCUCGCGCUUUGACGAGCCUCUUACCAUCGUAAGAGGCUUCGGAGGUCCCAUGAGAGCUUGGAAGAUUGGAAAGACCGUCCGCCGAAGGGAUGUUGUUUUAUAUUGUUUUUGU